GACGGCUGGAUGGGCGCUGCGCUGCAGCAGCUAGAGGGGAGGCACCCAGCCAUGGCCGCGCUCCUUCACAUCCUCAUCACUGCUCUGUGCACAAUGUCCGCGGUUAUCACCACCACCCCCAUGAACUUUGCAGCUGGGAUGCUCUUCGGCAUCCUUCCUGGAGCCGCCAUCAUGAAUGUCGGAUGCGUCGUUGGGAGCAUGGCAAACUUCUUCAUCGGGCGAUACGUAGCAAGGGAAUGGGCCAGGAAGAGACUCCAGGAGUCCCCCACAUUGUCUGCGCUCGAGGCGGCGCUGCAGAAACGAGCUGUCUUCAUCAUCACCCUCGCGCGUCUGUCGCCCGUCUUCCCCUUUGCCAUGGUCGGGUAUGCUCUCGGCGCCUCUGCGGUGACUAUGCGAGACUUUGCGGUAGGAACUGCCGUUGGGCUCUUUCCGGGAUGCAUCCUGUACAGUUGGAUAGGAGUGAGCAUGAAGGAUAUGAGCAGCAAGGAGGGAGGAGGAGCCGGCUCGUGGAUCAGUAUCAUGAUCAGUGUUGCUUCCACUAUCGCCAUUUCGAUCUACGCCAAGAGAGUGUACGAUGACGCCGUCAAAGACUCGAGCAGGACUGCAGUGAACAAGCGAGUUUGACGUGAAGCGUCUGUGAGGAUGAGGUGAAAACCUCGUCGGGUCUCUUACGGUCUCUUGGUGCAGAUUCUCUGAUCCACAAGUUCCUCCGGCAGCCAUUUUAAAUUUUUCAUGCUAUCCUUGAGUUCGACUUCACUGU
Guillardia theta CCMP2712 is the source of this 760-nucleotide messenger RNA. RefSeq lists its product as hypothetical. The record is from RefSeq and is a predicted model, not a curated record. The coding region runs from base 52 to 624 and encodes 190 amino acids. The transcript has 3 exons. Gene Ontology annotation, cellular component: membrane. NCBI's taxonomy places the organism in Eukaryota, Cryptophyceae, Pyrenomonadales, Geminigeraceae.